GUAGAAGUAUAUGGACACAAAAAUAGAAUGAAAUAAAAGGAAAAAAGGAAAAAAGAAAACAUAAAACGCUCAGUAUCUCCGGCUAGUGGAAACCGGACCUCAAGAUCAAAUUAGGGCGCAAAGCCCUGUUGGAGACAGAAGCCAUGGGGAGAAAGAAACUUGAAAUCAAGCCAAUUGAGAACAAAAGUAGCCGACAAGUUACCUUCUCCAAACGACGCAACGGUCUCAUCGAGAAAGCUCGUCAGCUUUCCGUUCUCUGUGACGCAUCCGUCGCUCUUCUUGUCGUCUCCGCCUCCGGAAAACUCUACAGCUUCUCCUCCGGUGUUAACCUGGUCAAGAUCCUUGAUCGAUAUGGAAAGCAACAUGGUGAUGAUCUUAAAGCCUUGGAUCGUCAGUCAAAAGCUUUGGACUGUGGUUCACACCAUGAGCUACUGGAACUUGUGGAAAGGUUAAUACUAACUAAAACUCUUCUCUCCUUUGAUCACAGAGGAAUUAGGGUUUCUUGUCAAUCUAUGAAUAUAUGCAGCAAGCUUGAGGAAUCAAAUGUCGAUAAUGUAAGUGUGGGUUCCCUGGUUCAGCUGGAGGAACACCUUGAGAACGCCCUCUCCGUAACAAGAGCUAGGAAGACAGAACUAAUGUUGAAGCUUGUCGAGAACCUUAAAGAAAAGGAGAAGUUGCUGGAAGAGGAGAACCAUGUUUUGGCUAGCCAGAUGGAGAAGAGUAAUCUUGUGCGAGCCGAAGCUGAUUAUAUGGAGGUGUCACCUGGACAAAUCUCCGACAUCAAUCUUCCGGCUUCGGGUGUAAAACUAUUUCAGAUUUAUGCAGCGUGGGACAGUUCUUCCGGUGGCUGUGGAAUUGGAGGCAUUUUCUCAGGAAAUAACCUAAAGCGCAUACCAAACCUGAGCGAGCCUCGCUCCCAUGUAUCUUCAGCUCUUAUGGCAGAGGCCAUAGCUGUUCGCCUCGCGGUUGUUACAUCCGUCUAUUCAAACGUCCGAUCCCUGGCCGUUCUAACCGAUUCGCUCUCCCUCGUCUCUCUACCGAAGAAGGAAGCCACUCAACCUGAACUGUUCGGUAUCAUGUUUGAUAUCUAUCAUGCUUUGUCGUACUUUGAUCGGAUUUCUUUUCACUUUAUCUCUAGGACCUUUAAUGGCGAGGCUGACUUGGUGGCAAAGUCUGCUCUCACUCUGCUUUCUGUAAACUCCUCUGUUGGAGGAUAACACUUUUAUGUUUGAAUGAAUGAAUGCAUUGUUGUUUGACCAAAAAAACUAAAAAAAAAAAAAAUCUAUGCAAGACACUUU
This is a messenger RNA of Brassica napus (rape), 1298 nucleotides long. Its product is annotated as MADS-box protein FLOWERING LOCUS C. Gene Ontology annotation, cellular component: nucleus. The transcript is spliced from 7 exons. Lineage: Eukaryota; Viridiplantae; Streptophyta; Magnoliopsida; Brassicales; Brassicaceae. Bases 144 to 1217 code for a protein of 357 amino acids. Gene Ontology annotation, molecular function: protein dimerization activity; DNA-binding transcription factor activity, RNA polymerase II-specific; RNA polymerase II cis-regulatory region sequence-specific DNA binding. Gene Ontology annotation, biological process: positive regulation of transcription by RNA polymerase II. The record is from RefSeq and is a predicted model, not a curated record.